Triticum urartu is the source of this 3301-nucleotide messenger RNA. Its product is annotated as disease resistance protein Pik-2. Lineage: Eukaryota; Viridiplantae; Streptophyta; Magnoliopsida; Poales; Poaceae. The record is from RefSeq and is a predicted model, not a curated record. Gene Ontology annotation, molecular function: ADP binding. Gene Ontology annotation, biological process: defense response to other organism.
CAGAAGAGAGAGUAAUAUCUUUAGUAAAGAAAGAGUACACCAAUAACUCUGGUUAGCAGAUAUAAAGUCCAACCUUUGCUGCAAGUGGGAUGAGCAUUGCCAUUUGCACGGCACAAACUCGGUCUAAAUCCACAUAGUAGCGGAAAGGGAGGGAGGAAGAAUGGAGCGCACGGCGCACUCCCUGGUGAGCAAUGUUGGGCACCUGAUGGCCAACGAGGUUUGGCUGCUCCGCGCCGUGGGCCGCGAGGUCGUUGAGCUAAGGGACGAGCUGGCCACCAUGAACGCCGUCCUCCGCAUGCAGUCCGAAGCGGAGGACGGCGCCGUGGACCACUUCGUCCGGGAGUGGAUGAAGCAGGUGCGCGAGCUCGCAUACGAUGCAGACGACUGCAUCGACCUCUAUUUACUCCGAAUCAAGCGCCGUCCGAGUGACGGCUUCCUCGUCCGGUCCAAGCGCCUGCUUGUGACCCUUUUUCCACGGCGUCUCCUCGCCGGUAACAUCAGGGCCCUGCGCUCCCGAGCUGUCACCAUCAGCGAGCGCCAUGCUCGUUACAGCUCUAGCUGCCAGGCACUACGCCCCUCAGCUCCGUUCGCUCAUGUGCCGGCAGUGUGGGCGGAGUCAGCGCAAGCCCUUCGCCCUGCCGAUGCUGACGACCCUGAUCAGUUCGUCGGCAUCCAGGAGCAGGCUAAGAUCCUGGUGGCCAUGAUGGAGAAGGAAAAGGAUGACAAGAUUCAGGUUUUUUCCAUCGUGGGGUUUGGAGGGCUCGGUAAAACUACGCUCGCCAUGGAAGUUUGCCGGCAGCUGGAGACCAAGUUCGAUCGCCAAGCGCAAGUGUCCGUGUCUCCGGCGUUCGACGGUGGGAACGACCUGCGUGCGCUGCUGAAACGCGUGCUUGAGCAGAUUGCCACUGUCAAGUCAAAAAAUGAGAAAGUCAUCAUGGAAGAAGAGGAACAGGAUUCCGUGGGUAACAUUGACAGAAUGGAUGUCGAGGAGCUGACGAGCACGCUCAAGGAACAGCUCAAAGGCAAGAGGUACCUCAUUGUGAUCGAUGAUGUAUGGACAAUAGCAGCGUGGGCUACAAUACACUCCAAAAAGCCAAAAACUACAUACGGCAGCAGAAUCAUUGUGACCACUCGGAUAGAUAGUGUGGGGAAAGAAUGCAGUGGAGGUAGUGUAUGUAAAUACUACAGUAUACAACGACUCAGCUUGGAAGACUCUAAGAAGUUGUUUGUGAGGAGAGCAUUUGGCCCCAAGAGUACUUCUUGCCCAGAGGAGCUGAAAGCUUCAAUGAACAAUAUUUUGAAAAAAUGCAAUGGACUGCCAUUAGCUAUUGUUAGCAUUGGAAGCCUUUUAGCAAGCUAUUCCUCUCCAGAAAACAGCCAUAUGAGGGAAACACUUUGUAGAUCAAUUGGUUCACAGAUGGAGACCAACCCAGCCCUUGUGGGGAUGAGGAAUAUCAUCACACUUAGCUUCAACUAUCUGCCUCAUGACCUCAAACGUUGCAUGACGUAUGUUAGCAUUUUCCCAGAGGAUUAUCAGAUCAGCAAGGACAGGCUCUUGAGAAGAUGGAUUGCUGAAGGAUUGAUACCUGAGAAGCGGGGGCUUACUUUGAUGGACACUGCAGAGGCCUACUUCAAUGAGCUAGUGAAUAGGAGUAUGAUUGACCAAGCCGGCUGUAUAGUCACCUACUAUAAUAGAGUGGAUUUGUGUCGGGUGCACGACAUGAUGCUUGAGGUCAUGGUAUCUAAAUCAAUAGAGGCUAACUUCGUUAGCUUGGUAGGCAUUCAGUAUGAAGGGAUGUCAUAUGAUAUCGUUCGCCGCCUCUCCAUCCAUGAUGCAAAGCAGGGGAGAAAUUACUCCCCAACAGAGAAAGGCACAACGGGGAGUGGAAUGGUGAAUGUUAUUGAGGGGAUGAACACGAAGCACGUACGGUCAUUGACCACAUUUCAUUCCGAAGGACACAACUUGCUGCUCGAUCAACUAGGAAAGUUCAAACUACUGAGGGUACUUGAUCUGGAAGACUGCAAGGACCUAAACAACAAGCAUUUGAGGUACAUUUGCAAGAUGUACCUUCUUAAGUUCUUGAGCUUGAGAGGUACAGGUGUCAGUCUCAUGCCUCCAGAAAUCUGCGACCUAGAGCAUUUGCAAACACUUGAUGUCGAUGAUACUCUCCUCGAGACGCUUCCAAACAGUGUGAUAAAGCUUACAAAACUUGAGAGGUUGAUGUUCUCCAAUAGGAAAAAUUGGACUGCCCUAUGGACAUUGCCCAAAGGGAUCUCAAAAAUGAAGGCAUUGCGCGAGGUGACUAGAGCAGUCAUUAGAAAUGUUGAGGUUGCCAUAGAGAUCGGUGAUCUACAACAAUUGGAAUGGAUAUUUGUCUAUCUCGAUAGAAGGUCCGAGCAGGAUAGUGAUAUUAGACGAGAGUUUAAAUGCUCACUAAGUAAGACAUCAUCCCUUCGGUGGCUCGAUGUGUGAGAGCUGAAUGAUGUCUAUAGAAAUGACAUGGACUAUCUCAUGGACCUCGACACGCCACCACAGCUUCUGCGGUACCUUAGGUUUGCUGGAUAUAUUUCUCGGAUUCCAGACUGGGUCGGUUCACUCGCCUUUCUCACCGAGUUCACCAUUUCAUGCGCAGAACUUGUAGGCGACCAACCAUUUGAGGUCCUUUGUAAGUCUCCCAUCCUGAAUAGCAUCUUGUUUCAGGUGCAUUUUUACGUUGAUGAAGAUCUGGUUGCACGGAGCGCCCACAAGUUUCGUAUGCUCAAGAAUAUGAGAGUGAUAAAUGCUGCUAAAACUCCCAAAGUUUUCAGUUUUGGGGAAGACUCCAUGACAAAGCUCGAGAUACUUGAAUUGGACUUCGGAGGCUGGCAUAAGAGCAUUGUUGGCAUCCAACACUUGACGAACCUUAAACAGGUGCGCCUCAGCGGCUACGGUAAUAACAUUUCUUUGAUCGAUGCAGCCAAUGAGCUAAAAGCCGAGAGUGAUAGACGCGGCAGGUCCAAUCAAUUUCCAUUCACAGUUGUUGUGAGAUACGGUUGAUCACUCUCUCCUCUGUUCUUUGUGCACGUGAGCUGCUCUUGUCAGGUUUGUUUGUUCGUUUUUGUUAUCUUUGUCAAGCUGUUGCUGCUGCUGCUGCUGCACGUUUUCAUCAAAACUGUUACACUAGUUAUGGUGUUGGGUGGGUGAAUUAUCCGGUUAUCCCUAUCGUUGUUUCUGAAUGUGGUGUUGUGUUUCUUGUCCAGCAUGAUAGACUUUUGCUGUUUUGUUAAAGCACUCUAAUAAAGAUGGAGUAAUUUGUAGCAA